Rosa rugosa (rugosa rose) is the source of this 620-nucleotide messenger RNA. Its product is annotated as eukaryotic translation initiation factor 1A-like. The record is from RefSeq and is a predicted model, not a curated record. Lineage: Eukaryota; Viridiplantae; Streptophyta; Magnoliopsida; Rosales; Rosaceae. Gene Ontology annotation, biological process: translational initiation. The transcript has a single exon. Gene Ontology annotation, cellular component: cytoplasm. Gene Ontology annotation, molecular function: RNA binding; translation initiation factor activity. The coding region runs from base 42 to 470 and encodes 142 amino acids.
AAGACCAAGAGGAAGAAGAAGUAGAAGAAAAACAAAACAAUAUGCCGAAAAACAAAGGAAAGGGAGGCAAGAACCGGAAGAGGGGGAAGAACGAAGCCGACGACGAGAAGCGCGAGCUCCUCUUCAAAGAGGACGGCCAGGAAUACGCGCAGGUCACACGCAUGUUAGGCAACGGCCGAUUGGAAGCCAAGUGCCACGACGGCGUCGCCCGCCUCUGCCACAUCUCCGGCAAGCUACACAAGAAGGUCUGGAUCGCCGCCGGCGAUAUUCUCCUCGUCGGGCUAAGGGACUACCAGGAUGGCAAGGCUGAUGUCAUCCACAAGUACAUGCCCGACGAGGCACGGUUGCUCAAGGCUUAUGGGGAGUUGAAUGACAGUUUCAGGCCGAAUGAGGGCGGCAAUGAUGACGACGACGACAACAAUGGCGAUGGUUACAUAGAGUUUGAGGAUGCUGAUGUUGAUAAAAUUUGAGUUUUGUCCUGCUGGGAUCAUUUUUUGUUUUGUUUUGUUUUAUAGUCUUUGAUGUACUAGUACUGUUCCCAUUAUUUAUCUAAUAAUGAGAAUUGUUCAGUUGAUCAAAGAGAUUUUAUUUUGUUAUAUAUUGAAUUAUCAAAUCUAUAA